AUGGGAAGAGCCCAAGAACACAACCAACACUCCAUGGUCGCGGAUUGGCCCAAGGCCGAUCCCAAGACGUGGAACAGAGCCCAGCGCCUCGUCGACUACCUCCGCCUGUAUCCCAUCUACCCGGACGAGCCGCCGCCCAAGUUCGCAAAGACGGACAAGAUCCCGUUCAUGCCCGCGUGGUCGCAGCACCGCUACAUCCUCGUCUACGCCGCGGUGCCGCUGCUCCUGCACCAGGCGUGGGUCUCGCUGACGGGCAUCCCCAUGGGCAAGAUCGCCGCGGCCCUCUUCUACUACACGGCGUACAAGCUCAUCGCCGUGCGUGAGGUGCGCCUGCUGCGCGGGCUCAUCUACCAGCACGGCGUGCUCGACGGCGACGUCGCCCGCGACGGCAUCCCCAACACGGGCGCGUGGAAGAUCAUCGGCGAGCUGGAGAAGACGAUGGGGUUCCGCAUGGCCAUGGCCGCGUUCCUGACGUACGACCCGGCCGUCUCCCCGCUGCAGGCGCUCCGCGACACGAGCACCUACGCGCCGUUCCUCGCCAAGCUGUGCCUCUACGGCGUGGUGCUCGACUUCUUCUUCUACUCGUACCACCGCGCGUGCCACGAGCUGCCGGGCCUGUGGAAGUACCACCGGACGCACCACCUGGCCAAGCACCCGACCGCCGUGCACUCUGGCUUCGCCGACGACGAGCAGGAAAUCAUCGAGAUCCUGAUUGUGCCGUUCCUGACGUACCUGACGCUGUCGGCCGUGGGCCUGCGGCUGGGCUUCUACGAGUGGUGGAUCUGCUUCGAGUAUCUGACCUGGGCCGAGGUCUGGGGUCACUGCGGCCUCCGCGUGCACGGCGUGGUGCCGUCGCCCAUCUCUGCGGUGCUCGGCGUGCUGGGCAUGGAGCUGGCGCUCGAGGACCACGACCUGCACCACCGCAAGGGCUGGAAGAAGAGCUUCAACUAUGGCAAGCAGACGCGUGUCUGGGACCGCCUGUUUGGCACAACCACCGACAGGCUGGAGGCGGACAAGUCAAAUAUCGAUUAUACGAAACGCGUACCAAUGUCUCUGCACUAG
Akanthomyces muscarius is the source of this 1062-nucleotide messenger RNA. RefSeq lists its product as uncharacterized. Lineage: Eukaryota; Fungi; Ascomycota; Sordariomycetes; Hypocreales; Cordycipitaceae. The transcript has a single exon. Gene Ontology annotation, biological process: ergosterol biosynthetic process. Gene Ontology annotation, molecular function: C-4 methylsterol oxidase activity; iron ion binding. The record is from RefSeq and is a predicted model, not a curated record. The coding region runs from base 1 to 1062 and encodes 353 amino acids.